AGAAAAGGUUCUGACAAGAACUGCUUGAACAUCAGCGUUUCUUUGAAAAUUCUCCGUAUAGGUAAGUUUUAUCUGUAACCAUUUUACUCCCCCCCCCCCAAAUCCAUCGUACAUGCACUUGUGCUAGCAAGGAAAAUUUUAUGCCCUGUUUUAGUUUUCAAUGCUAAUAAAACUAUAAUGACUAUAUUAAGAAGGACAGAGUAGAUGUGCAGUGUACAUGCAUAAGUUGAUUCACUGAACUGAACAGUUACCAGAUUUAGCAUUGCGUAAAAUUCUCAGUCAUAUACCAAGUAUAAAUGCUACAAAAUAUAGCCGAGGAGCCUGAAAAAGCCAUACUAAAGGCGGAUUUCCAGUCCUCGCACGAAGCUCCUCGCAACUCGCUGCGAGUGCUUGCAUCUAAUUAAAAUUAACUGUCUAGCAUUGUGAUUGGAUGAAAGUGCUCAUGCAUGCACUCGCAGCAAGCUGCGAGGAGCUUCGUGCGAGGACUGGAAAUCCGCCUUAAGACAUAUUAGACUGUAUCUGAAACAGAAACAUAGAACAAACCUCAAAUGAAAUUAUUAAUUAAAGGGCGAUUGCGUCAUGUGAUUUUCAAAGCUAGGGCCACAUGUAGUACUGUUUUUUUAACAAAACCAUAACCGCUAAAAUAGUACUGUUUGGCCACAACCGAUUAUAUAGUACUGUUUUAUUUAUUGGCUUUUAUAUACGACUAAUUCAUAAAAGGUUGUCCUUUGCAAACCUUAAACUCUAAACUUUAAACCUUAAUCUCUAAGCGUUCAAAACCUAUAUAAUGGGAGCAUCAUUUAUCAGUGUAGAAAUCAUAUAUGGGGUUCAUUUCGUGGAGACAUGCAGGGACAAAUAUCUUCUUACGAGAACAAUUCAUACACAAAUAGCUGCAAUAUUCAACCACUAAGCUUGAAACUUGUGCUCCCAUUAAGCUUUGCGCGCCUAGAGUUCAAGGUUUAAGGUUUGCAAAGGACAACGUAGCGCAUCCAGAAUUUCGAAGUGAUCCGUAUUACUAUAGUUGUUUAUUUCGAAGUGAUCCAUAUUACAUAGUAGAUGUUAUUGAUGGAGUUUGCAUGUUCGUUCCAAAAUGGAACCUGGAGGAUGUUAGUCAAGUACUUUUUCCUUUGUAUAUUUUUUGUUUAUUUUUGGUUGACAAACGAAUUAACAGUAAGGUAUUUCAGAUAAAAAAUUUACCAUGAUCGAAGUCACAUAUUUAUAGUUUUUUUUUUAUACAUGGAAAGAGUUAUUUAAUAAGUUUUUCUUCGCGAGAGGGCCAUCUUAGCAGUCGACGACACUGCACGUUACCGACCGCUCAGGAACCAAUGCUAUGUUGAAAUUCAUGCUGAUAUAUCUUAAAAAUAAAUAAAAGUCCACUUGGUAAAUAUAGUAAAUAUACCAGAUUCACAGAAAACCCAACAUGCGGCGAUUUAUAUUUUAUACAAUCAUCUUUCGCCGUUUCAGAUAUAUUGAAGGAAAUCGUGGUUAUAUAUUAUUGAAGAUGAGAUAUUGUGUGCUGUCAUGCUUGAUAUUCCUGGCCGCGGUUGUAGUUCCAGGUUUGUAAAGUAAAACAUUAGGCUAGGGAAAGUGGGGACAUGAUUUCAUUGCGGUAUAUGAAUAAAAAUAAUUAUUUUAUUAGUAGACCAAAUUAUACCAGUAGGUACGGAGUAGAUCAAAAUAUACAAUGGAGUACAAUUUCCCCAUAACCCUGGUAUUUGCAGAUGGGCACUUUGUACUUUAAAGGUCCAGACACACCGGACUCGAUUCGACAACGCAAAGCGACUUUUAGUUUUUUUAAAAAAGUUAAUAAAACAGCCAAUGAGAGCAAAUUUUAAAAGAUAUAUAUGUAAACCAAAUAACUCAAAAUGUUAUAAUUCUUCUAAAUAAUUGGAAAAUAGUUAAACUAGUAUCAAAGUUAUCGGUCUGUAAAAAUCGAAAAAUCGCGUCGCAUUGUCGAAUCGCGUCCAUUGUGUCCGGACCUUUAGGCCUCAAAGAGCAAGGCUCAUGCACUCUUUGAAAGUAAAAUAAUCUGGCAUUAAGCCGAAAUUGAAAAAAUAAUAGUCGUUAAGAGUUAACCCAUUAAAGCCCAAAACUCUCCCCUUGACGAGUAAAAUCGUCUGGCGUAAGACAGAGCAAAAUAAUAAAUUAGGGUGUAUUUGGGAGCAUUGCGGUUCAAUGGGUUAACAAGACAAUAGAUAGAUGCUCUUCGCACAGAACAAAAUGAAUCAUUGCGUUUUUCCCCCAGAGAACCAAAAUAGUUCCUCGGCCGUCAAAUGGCUUGCAACAUGUACGCACUGCGUACCAAUUGGUUGUGGUCAAAAUAUUUGGAGAAAUAAGCAACAGUUGAAAAAAUUUACUAGAUUUAGCCACUUAGGCAAGAUUUCCUGCCAACCGGGCUCACAUAUAAUCGACAUAUAAUAUAACUACAUUUCGAAAGUCGUGAGUUACACACAUGAAUUUAAAUUACUAACUGUUUUCAAGCAAUAUAGCCAAAAUUUGAAUCUGAAAUUUAUCUUAGAAACGUUACCAAGGUUUCUACCUUUCUGAAAAUAAUAAAAAAGCCUUCCUAAUAAUUGAAAAAGUGUCAUGUUCUGCAUUUAAAAUACAUUUUAGUCUUAAACGUCAUACAACGAAUAAAAAUGUCCAAAUAUAUGCCUAAAUUGUCUAACUUUAGUGGCUACAAGUGAUCAAAUAUCGUUGCAGCAAAGUGCUAAUGAAUAUUGUGUUGAUGAAAGUGCUCGUAUUAUUAAAUGGCCGCCCCUGCCGCUUCACAUUAGUCCCGACGUCCCUACUCCUCCGCAGACAACUCCGUGCUUUCUGCAGGGUCGAAAGUUGAGUAUUUGACCGAGAUUUACCGCAAUUUAUACCGGGAUUUAACGAAGUUGCAAUUGGAAUGCGCAGGCAUUUUCUUAUACCCCAUGCAUAUUAGUAGAAUCAUAUACGACUAUAGAUAUAUUAAAAGAUUAAAUUCAAUUUCGGAUUUAACGAAGUUGCAAUUAGAAUGCGCAGGCAUUUUCUUAUACCCCAUGCAUAUUAGUAGAAUCAUAUACGACUAUAGAUAUAUUAAAAGAUUAAAUUCAAUUUCUUUCAUACAGUUGAAUCAAGCUGUGGAUGUCGUAUCCAAUUUAAAGCAGUAGGUUGUCGAAAAGACAAGCGUCAUGACCGAGCUUUACCUGAGAUGUUAAUUAAUGAGAGAGAUAGAUACAGUAAUUAUUACAAUAAUAUCGAUGUUGACUGGAAGAACUGGGAUGAAUAUUUACCUGCAUUCACAUGUCGCUGUGCUGAGGCUGCCAUGAAAAAAGGAUACAAAUAUUUUGGACUUCAAUUUUGGGGUAGGUUUAACACUUUAUUAUUUUGGCUACAACUUCUUAGUAUAUGUUCUUACAAUUACACCGGGCUGUUCUACAAUUCCGUUUUCGAGCUUUAUAUAAAAAUUAAUUAAUUAAUUAAUUAAACAUAUAUUAUUAAGGAGUAAAAAAAACUCAAAUGUCACUCUGAAGAUGCAGGAAAUGGCCAUUCUGGACUUCUAAAAUUCAAACUUUUCUGAAGGACCAUGCCCCGGGACCAUCCUAGCCAUUCAGGUAUCCAAUACGCCAUGACUUGUCUCUCGACACUGCCACAGUGGCCAACUCAGUGUCACACUGAGUUGGCCUGUGUUCAUUACCUCACAAUCUGUUACUGUUCAAAUGGGCAGUCUAUUUUCCUACAACCACGCAUUAUCUAUAAAGCAUGCACGUAUACAAUGUCAUCAUAAUUUUCGUCCGAACUGCUUCCAACAAAAUUAAAAACAGCUGAGCCUACAUUUUCAAAAUCAAAUUUCAAGAUAAAGAGAUUAAAAGCAAUGACCGUUCGAAGAUGAGUGCGCCGUGACGUGUACUGCCGAAUUUCUUGUCAACCAAACUCUUCCUUGACGGCCUGGCCCAGUACGCGAACAAGUUUUCAAGUUCAAGACUAGCUUUAAAAAAAGUUUCGUUGUUAAGGAAACAAAUGUUGAGAAUUUUUGUCGUGAAUACGAACCAGUAAAACUUGUUAAGAAAAAUACAUCAAAGAAAACUGAACAUGGAAACUUGGAUCAGUGGCGUAACUCUCAUUGGGUAGGGUUAGUUCAAAAACUAAGGGCCACCGACCGCAGGUAGGAGCCCCCAUCAUCCACGGCCUAUCGCCCAGAAAAUUAGACUGAAACGUAAAAAAUGCAGGUAAAGAAUCAAUUAAAAAAUGCAAAAUUCAUAAUGCUAAAUAAUAAAGCUUCCAUCGACUACGGUAGCUGAUUUUUUAUUCCAUCUCAAAUAAACCAAUUUAUUCUUAUUAGUUGUUAUUUUUCUACAACAGCAGCUGAUUUUUUAUCCAACACAUGUAACAACUAAUAAACUAGGCUUAUUAGUUGUUACGGGUGUAGAUAAAAGGCGGACGGACGGCGGACGUAUGUAAAUAUCAUACAUUAAUCGAUGUUUAAAUGUCAUACAGUAAUCGACGAAAAUAAUAAUGAUGAGUAAGAGAUUGGACAUGAAGGCGUACGGGUUUUGGUUACGUGGAGCUACGGCAUUUUUUGACGUAAGAGUGACGCACGUAAACUCAAAAUGUAACCAAGGCCGGCCAACUCAGAUGAUUUUCAAGGAACAUGAGAACGAAAAGAAGAGGAAAUGCCAACAGAGAGUGUUAGAUGUUGAAAUGGGCUCUUUUACACCCCUUGUUUUCGGAACUAAUGGUGGAAUGGGGAUUGAAUGUCAAAUGUUUCUUAAACAGCUGGCGCAGAAACUGGCAAAAAAAGAUAACGAACGAUAUGCAGUUGUCAUAACGUGGUUGAGAACCAGAAUUUCUUUCGAAAUUCUUAGAUCAGUCCAUGUGAGUGUCAGAGGGUCUAUAUCACCUUUCUAUAGGAAAGAACUUGAAGUUGUGGACGUUUAAAAUUUUAACGUUGUAUUAAUAGAAAUUUUCGAACGAUUUUAUUACCUGAAAGUCCGAGGAACUUAAUUUAAAUUAAUUAAAAAUUAGAUUACUAAAGACGCCUACUUAGAAAAACACACUUAAAAGUGUGUUUUUUUAAGUAGGCGUCUUUAGUAAUCUAAUUUUUAAAAUCUGGUACGUUUUGUGCUUUUUGGAACAAUAAUUUUAGAUUUUUCUAUUGUAAAUUAACUGUAAUAACUAAUAAAUCUUGUACAGCAAAAAGUUGUUUGAAAAAUGUAUAUAUGUGUAACGUCAAGUAAGUUGGGCAGCGUAAAUAUUGGGUAUUCUAUUUUAUGUAUUUGAAGGGCUUAGGGAAGGUUAUAAUUUCGUUUUACAUUUAUAUACAGUGGAAUAGUAAUGUGUAAGCACUCACAUGAAUGGACCUUGGCUACCUGUUAGCCUUUUAGUAAGUAAAACGGGGAUUAUUUUCAUUAUUAAAAACGACAGCAAGUGAAUGUCAUGUAAUAGCCUAAUAAUAUUAAAAUAAUAUUAAAAAUUCAAUGAUAAUUCAAUGAAAUUUAAUUCAAUGAUAUUUAAUUCUAAUAAUAUUUUAAUUCAAUGGCAGUGUUAGGGCAGCUAUAUACAGAAGCACAAAACCUAAGGCGCUGAGAACAAUGGAAGGAAACGUUCUUAAAUGCCGUGAAAAAGUACAUUCCAGUAAGAACUGAUAAGGAUAGCAACUCUCCCCCUUGGAUUGAUAAAGAAGUCCGGGUUCUUAUCCGCAAGAAAUACCGUGCAUUAAAAAACUACCGAAUGAAUAGAUCUGCAACUCGGAAGCGAAAGCUGCGAUCCCUUACUUAACAAACUAAGCGUCUCAUUAGACGGAAACACCAAGAAUAUCUGGCUAAAAUUGAAAGUUCCUUCUCUGUCAACCCAAAGCUGUUCUGGAGCUACCGUAAAGCUAUCCUACGCCACCGAGCAAAUCUGCAUCACGAAAUAACGUUCGACGGAGUUACUGCCAAAUCUGCAAAAGAUAAAGCUACACUUUUCAACGCGCACUUCUCUUGCGUAUUUCGUUCAACUUCCACAGGUUCAAAAUCAGGUAUCUGUGAUCUGCUUCAACCAUUAGAAAUUGAGGAACUUUCCAAUAUAACACUUAAUGCGGAAGACGUUGCGCGAAGUUUGUACAAUCUUGACACAUCCAAAGCGUGUGGCCCCAACGGCAUUCCAACUCAUCUUCUGCUAGAAGGCAGCAUCCAAAUUGCACCCAGCAUUUGUGAACUAUUCAAUCAUUCGCUGCACACCGGUCAGAUCCCUUCUAAAUGGAAAUCUGCCAAUGUUACGCCUAUCCACAAGAAAGAUCGUAAAGAACCAGCCGAAAAUUAUGGACAUAUUUCUUUGCUUCCCAUCCUUGCAAAAGUUCUGGAACGUGGCGUGUGUUUCAGACUUUAUUUACGAUCAUGUCAAACAUCUCAUCACCAAAUUUCAACAUGGUUUCCCUAGACAACGUUCAUGUGUCACUCAGCUCCUAUCUGUUCUUCAUACUAUCGAACAAUCUCUCGAAAUGAACACCCAAACAGACAUCGUUUACCUAGAUUUUGCAAAGGCAUUUGACACUGUUGACCACAAUAUUCUUCUCCACAAACUUAAACACUAUGGCGUAUCAGGACAGUUGUAUGCAUGGUUCGAAGACUAUCUGAGCGGUCGUUGUCAACGAGUUGUGGUAGAUGGAGUUGCGUCUUCCUGGGCACCUGUAACAUCUGGUGUGCCACAAGGAAGUAUCCUAGGACCUGUUCUGUUUGCGAUCUUUAUAAACGAUCUUCCAAAUGUACUACCAGACGAGACCUCGGCAGCAUUGUAUGCAGAUGAUACCAAAGUGUACAAAUCAAUUAAAUCGGAAGAUGACUGUCAAAUUCUGCAACACCGACACGCCUUGACCAGCCUUGAAUGUUGGAGUCAUGAUAACAACCUAGAUUUCGACCAGUCGAAAUGUAAGGUGCUGACCAUCACACGAAAAAGGACUCCCCUCGUGCAUGUCUACCACAUGAAUUCAAAGGAACUCUUGCGUGUGGAUAAAGAGAAAGGCCUUGGUGUUUGCGUCAGUACCAACUUCAGUUGGGAUGUUCACAUCCACACAAUCACGGGUAACGCUAACAAGAUGCUCGGGCUGCUUAAACGAACUUGCCCUCUUUUGAGAGACAAAACAGUACGACGAACGCUGUAUCUCUCGCUUGUUAGAUCUCAGCUAUGUUACGCUAGUGAAGUCUGGUCCCCACACACUGUCAAACUCAAGUCUAGAGUUGAAAGCAUCCAAAGUAGAGCCACCGUGUGGAUACUACAAUCCAAGCAUGGCGAAAUGA
Messenger RNA from Paramuricea clavata, 7244 nucleotides. The record is from the annotation of a GenBank genome assembly. NCBI's taxonomy places the organism in Eukaryota, Metazoa, Cnidaria, Anthozoa, Malacalcyonacea, Plexauridae.